CCGUCCGAGAAGUGGCUGGCCGUGACGUCACGAGCUUUCCUGAAAGUCAACAACAAGCCGUAGCGGCAGAAGCGCAAGCGGCGGUGCCAGGGGGGCUCGGAGGAGCAGCGGCCGCGUAUCUUUUUCAUGAUCGUUGCCAUUAGUGCAAGUCCUCGUCACUCGAAGCAAUAGGAGCGUCGACGCGGUCCUUCUCCUUGAUUUAUUUUUGCCUCAAUUCGCCGGGCUCUUCUUAUUCAUUUAUUCUCGCGCAGAGAAGGCGCGAGCGCACAGGGAGGCUGCCGAGGCGCGAGGGGGGGGAGAGCCCAUUGGUCUCCCCAUCACUGCCCGCGUGCAGGCUGAGUCACCGUCGGAGAGGGAACAGAGCGAACGAGAGAGAGAGAGAGAGAGAGAGAGAGAGAGAGAGAGAGCGAGGACGAGCGAGCGAGCAGUCGGGGGAAGGAACAGCCUCCAGAAAGGGGAGACGCAGACACCGAGCGAACGAGAGAGAGAGAGAGAGAGAGAGAGUGAGCGUGCGAGUGAGAGGGAGGGAGAGAGAGACCCCGAGGCCGCGCCCCCCCUCCUCUCUCCUCAGGAGUCUGUUUGCAGGAGGGACCGUGGGGCUUAGCCAUCAUGAGCGAUGUCACCAUCGUCAAAGAAGGCUGGGUGCAGAAAAGGGGAGAGUACAUUAAGAACUGGAGGCCGCGGUACUUCCUGCUGAAAACGGACGGCUCCUUCAUCGGCUACAAAGAGAAGCCGCAGGAUGCAGAUCUACCUUAUCCUCUCAAUAACUUUUCUGUGGCAAAAUGCCAGCUGAUGAAAACAGAAAGACCAAAGCCCAACACAUUCAUCAUCCGAUGCCUCCAGUGGACCACGGUGAUCGAGAGGACCUUCCAUGUGGACACACCGGAGGAGAGGGACGAGUGGACGGACGCCAUUCAGAUGGUGGCUGAUAAACUCCAAAGACAGGAGGAGGAGCGCAUCCAGUGCAGUCCCACUUCACAGAUCGACAACAUCGGCGAGGAGGAGAUGGACACCUCCACCAGCCACCACAAGCGCAAGACGAUGAAUGACUUUGACUACUUAAAACUACUGGGAAAAGGCACUUUUGGAAAAGUAAUUCUGGUGAGGGAGAAGGCCAGCGGAAAAUAUUAUGCAAUGAAGAUACUGAAGAAAGAAGUCAUUAUUGCAAAGGAUGAAGUGGCCCACACGCUCACAGAAAGCAGAGUACUAAAAAACACACGGCAUCCUUUCCUAACCUCUUUGAAGUACUCCUUCCAGACGAAAGACCGGCUGUGCUUUGUGAUGGAGUAUGUAAAUGGAGGCGAGCUGUUUUUCCAUUUGUCGAGAGAGCGGGUGUUCUCCGAGGAUCGCACGCGCUUCUACGGAGCCGAGAUCGUCUCCGCUCUGGACUACCUGCACUCCGCCAAGAUUGUGUACCGAGAUCUCAAGUUGGAGAACCUCAUGCUAGACAAAGACGGUCACAUCAAAAUCACGGACUUCGGGCUCUGCAAAGAAGGAAUCACGGACGCUGCUACCAUGAAGACGUUCUGUGGGACACCUGAAUACCUGGCACCUGAGGUGCUGGAGGACAAUGACUACGGCCGGGCGGUGGACUGGUGGGGGCUGGGCGUGGUCAUGUACGAGAUGAUGUGCGGCCGGCUGCCCUUCUACAACCAGGACCACGAGAAGCUCUUCGAGCUCAUCCUCAUGGAGGACAUCAAGUUCCCCCGGACGCUCUCAGCUGAUGCCAAGUCUCUGCUGUCCGGCCUCCUCAUCAAAGACCCUAACAAAAGACUUGGCGGAGGCCCAGACGAUGCUAAGGAAAUUAUGCGGCACAGCUUCUUUGUGGGGAUUGACUGGCAGGAUAUCUACGAUAAAAAGCUGAUACCUCCAUUCAAACCUCAGGUGUCGUCCGAGACCGAUACCAGGUAUUUUGAUGAAGAAUUCACAGCACAGACGAUUACAAUAACUCCCCCUGAGAAAUAUGAUGAAGAUGGAAUGGACUGUAUGGACAGCGAACGCCGCCCCCAUUUCCCACAGUUCUCGUACUCCGCCAGCGGACGGGAAUAGGUUUCCUCAGAAGCCGCGGCCGUCGCCGGAAAAUUAGGUCUCCAACAUCAACGACUCAGCCCGACCCCAAAACUUGAGUUUACCCCCUCUUCCUCCUCCCCCUCCUCCUCCCCCCUCUGGGUCUUUAUUUAUUUUCUAGACGGGGUAAACUCUCCAACUCUUAGAAGUCGUCUUUUUUUUUGUUUGGUUUUGUUGUUGUUGUUGUUUUUAUAAGGACUUGGAUUUUGCACGCUGGGUUUAGGCUGGCUGUCUGUCGGUCUGGCCCUGUCUAAAGCCUCCUUACAGCAUUGUGGUUGACUGCAAAGGACUGACUUCUGUUGUUCAAUUGUUUGUUUUUGUUCCUUUAAUUUAAUUUUAUUUUAAUUUUUUUUUGCUCGUUUACUUUCUUUUCUGUUCAGUCGAAAGCCACUCACAUUCCGCGUCGGGAACAAGAACGGAAACGCUGCCUUACACGCUGUUCCAUUUCAGACAGGCAGGGGGCGCCACCACGUGGCUCGUGGUUCACAGGAGCUUUUCGAAUUGCCAUUGCUGUGUGUUGCAGAAAAGAUUAAGGUGCAUGCCACCCUCUAAAUGCCAAUUGCCAGUUAGAUCUUUCAGUUAGGCCAGAAAUUAUAUAAUAUGUUUUUUUUUGGGGAAUAGAAACUGCCAGAAACACUUCACUCAGGCUACACAGAUGACAGCUGUGUGAAACUCAGUUACAGGUACAGUGUUACUAGCUUUACUCACCAGGGGAAAUCACCAAUGCCACUAACAAUACCAAAUACUCUGUCCACAUCAGUCUCUCAUGGAUAAGAAGGCAGUCAUAGAUAUACACAUAACUAUUUAUUUUACAGCACUUCUAGAGUUUAGGUUUUUAAUCCCCCAAAAAGCGUAUUAGUAGGCUUUUUUGUUAUACUGUAAGCAUUUAGAGGGCUGUGUGUCACGUUGUGUGAAUCUGUAUAUAAAAAGCCAAAAGCUCCCAGGAUUCAUGGCAAUGUGAGCCAAAAAGGUCCUGUGAACUGCAGCCAGGUGUGCGCUUACCUGUCCGUGAGACAGAGAUUCAGUCCCCCCCCAGGGCAGAGUGAGGGGAGGCAGAGGUACGUGCUGUUAGGAGCUCCCGAGGGAGACCCACGCUGGCCGCUGUCAGCUGGGUUUUCAGUCCUUUUGGUGUUGUAAAUAUGCAAUGCUUUUUUUUUUUUUUUUUUUUAGACAUAUCAUUGCUAGAAAACAAGACUUUUUGUGUUAUUGUAUUAAUAGCUG
Molecule: messenger RNA, 3288 nt
Organism: Megalops cyprinoides (Indo-Pacific tarpon)
Lineage: Eukaryota; Metazoa; Chordata; Actinopteri; Elopiformes; Megalopidae
Gene: akt3a
Product: v-akt murine thymoma viral oncogene homolog 3a
Exons: 14
Coding region: 610-2049 (479 amino acids)
Biological process (GO): protein phosphorylation
Molecular function (GO): ATP binding; protein serine/threonine kinase activity
Source: RefSeq, a predicted model, not a curated record